UUGGUCGAAAAAAUCUGUUUGGAUCACGUGAUAUUGCCGGACGUAGACGUGAGUGGCGGUCCAACUGCUGCACCACCAUCAUCAUCAUCAUCACCAUCCAUCCUUUGUGCUGUAUUCUCGUCUAUUCGGCCUCAUUUACUUACAUGUUAAUCGUCACUCCGUUGAGUUUCUACUGUUGUGAACGCACAGAGAAGGUAGAAGCUAGCCUCGUGUGCUAUUAGCCUAACGGUCGCAUCCUCUCCUCUCCAUCCGAUCAUCGCUGCUUUGUUGUCGCUAUGGGCUGCUCUUUGCUCCCUCUUUUCGUCGCUGUGUUGGCAGCCCGGUUUGUUGUCGCAGACCCGGAGGAACACGGUCCUGUCGACGGAGCUCCGCCUUCAAAGAUAGCUGUGGUUGGGGCAGGGAUAGGAGGCAGCGCCACUGCCCACUUCCUGCGGCAGCACUUUGGCCCAGAGGUCCAGGUGGACGUGUUUGAGAAGGGAGAGGUGGGAGGUCGUCUCGCCACCGUAACCGUCAAUCACAACGACUAUGAGUCUGGAGGCUCCAUUAUUCACUCACUCAACCUCCACAUGCAGGAGUUUGUCAAGCAGCUGGGUUUGAAGUAUCGUCGCAACGUGGCCGGAAAGAUGGCGGUAUUUAACGGCGAAGAGAUGAUUCUGGAGGAGACGGACUGGUACCUGCUCGACCUGUUCCGGCUGUGGUGGCGCUAUGGUAUUAGCUUCAUACGUCUGCAGAUGUGGGUGGAGGAGAUUAUGGAGAAGUUUAUGAGGAUCUACAAAUACCAGGCCCACGGCUACGCCUUUAGCUCCGUAGAGGAACUGCUGGACUCUCUCGGGGGCAGCGGCUUCAUCAACAUGACCCGGAGGCCACUGUCCGAUUCGCUGCUGGAGCUGGGUGUGUCCCAACGCUUCAUUGAUGAGGUUAUCGCACCCGUGAUGAGGAUCAACUACGGACAGAAUGUCAGCAUCCCAGCCUUUGUAGGUCAGCUAAGUGGGAAGAUGCAAGCAGCAGUGGAGGAAGAAGUGAAGGGGAGAAAGGAAAGGACGAGAGAGGAAAAGAGAUGCAGGGUUGAGAGUAGAAGAGGAAGGCAAGGAGCUGUGUCUUUAGCUGGUGCCCAGAACAACCUGUGGGCGGUGGAAGGAGGCAACAAGCUGGUGUGUUCAGGCCUGCUGAAAAUGGCCAGUGCUAACCUGCUGGAGGCACAGGUCAACUCCAUCUCUCCCAUCCACUCAGGAGAGGGACUCCAGUACCAGCUGAGCUUCACCACGGCAACAGGGACGGCAUCAGAGCUGUAUGACAUUGUAGUGUUGGCGACGCCUCUACAGGCUAGCGUCGGGUCUGGAGUCCAGUUUCAAGGUUUCACGCCUCCGUUUGAUGAGCUGCCUGGCAGCUAUCACAGCACUGUAGCAACCAUCGUCCAUGGUUACCUCAACACUUCCUUCUUUGGGUUCCCGGACCCCCGUCUGUUCCCUUUCGCCAGCGUCUUGACGACCGACACACCUGAUCUGUUCUUUAACAGCGUGGCUAGUGUUUGUCCCGUCAACAUCUCAGCAGGGUUCCGGCGUAAGCAGCCGCAGGAGGCUGGAGUCUACAAGGUGUUCUCCCCACAGCUGCUGGAAAAGUUUCAGCUCAAAACGCUAUUCAGGUCGUACUACUCAGUGCAGGUGACGGAGUGGCAGGCCUACCCUCGCUACAGCAGCAGCCAGCGACUGCCACCUGUGGAGCUGCACCCCAAUCUCUACUACCUCAAUGGGAUUGAGUGGGCUGGUAGCGCCAUGGAGAUGAGCUCAGUGGCUGCCAAAAACAUCGCCCUGCUAGCCUACCACCGCUGGAAUAGACAGACAGACAUGGUGGACCAGAGAGAUCUGGUGCACAGGAUCAAAACCGAACUAUAACAAACGAAUGCUAAGACCCAGAUGAGUAAUGUGAUGUAUGUCUGAGUGUAUGGACUCACCCAACCAAAUUAUAAACUUUUUGUGAUUUUGACCAGUGGCAAGAGAAUUUAGAUGUCCAUUUAUAUAAUAUAACCUUUCGUGAAUGCAUCGAAUUUAUUCAGUCAGUACAGUAAGUUGAACAUAACCCUGCUGCCUCCUAACUAAACGUAAACAUCAAAAACCAUAAGUCAUUAUAUUGGCACCAUUAUAGACUCUGGUCCUGCUCUGCUACUCAAAAGGCCUGUUUCACUUCACUGAUUCUCUGUGCCACAUAAAAGAGACAUGUUGCACUUUUGUUUGUGGAUUUAUUGCCGAUGCUAAUUGGCAGUUUCCAUCCAAAAAUGAUGCCGCAAGGACCUUUCCUUUGCCAAGAAAUAAGAAAACCAAGCAAAUAUGGAGAACACCAGCUGGCGUACUGUAUACUGUACGGACUGUUAGGAGGUGGUAGUGCUGUUAAUGAACACCAUUGAAUAAAAAUACCAGUUUAUGGUUUUGGUACUGCUCUUCUUAAACAAAUGUUUCUGUUUCCAAGCCAAGAAAGCGUUUAGAACAAUAAGCUGUUGUACAGUAUGUAACUGAUUUAACUUUGUCAUCUAAUCAAAACCACAGCACUGCUGCUGCUACUCUCUGUAAAUGUAGGGACUGUUAAUGGACUGGUUGUUGCCACCAAUGAAAUCUCAUUAAAGUAAUCUCAGUAGGA
Pundamilia nyererei is the source of this 2631-nucleotide messenger RNA. It is a transcript of the gene pcyox1l, whose product is annotated as prenylcysteine oxidase 1 like. The record is from RefSeq and is a predicted model, not a curated record. Bases 276 to 1892 code for a protein of 538 amino acids. Gene Ontology annotation, molecular function: prenylcysteine oxidase activity. NCBI's taxonomy places the organism in Eukaryota, Metazoa, Chordata, Actinopteri, Cichliformes, Cichlidae. The transcript is spliced from 8 exons. Gene Ontology annotation, biological process: prenylcysteine catabolic process; prenylated protein catabolic process.